AUGUCUGAGAAAUUAGCAGUUACCACGUCCAAUACUGGACCUCGUUUCUCACGCUAUGAAGAGUGCGAGGAGGUAUACGACACUGUAGACCAGUGGCGCAAAGAGGGAUCAGGGGUCUUGAUUCCCAUUGUCCGAAAUCACACCGUACCACUUCUAGAGCAGAAAUGCAAACGACCAUGGUGGGAGUUGCUCAAACGCUCCAAGUCCAUCAUCAGGCCCUCAACUGUCGAUGGUCUCAAAGAGGCAAUCGCCGAGACCUGUGAGAAGCCAACUCCGAUGCUAUUCAUGCUCAUCAGCCGACACGUCGACCUGGGCCUCUUUGACAUACCCGCCACUGUCGGCAAGCUUGCCAUCAUCCGCUGCGGGCAGCGCGAAGACCGACACAGACAGCUGCGAGUCAGUGGCCUUUCUACCUUCUGCGGCAUAAGACUCGACCAAUGGGAAAUCCGCCGCGUGCGGAAACACGCCGUGAUUCUCGGCCCCGGCGUCGUCAUCCAGCUCCAUCGUGGCAUGCCAUGGGGCCAGCGGAAAGUCCCCUUGACCGCCGACGAGGAGGCCAAGGCUUAUCAAAACCUGAAAGCUCUCCUUGAGAAGGGGGUCAACAGUGCUUCCGAGGCCAAAACAAAUGUGAAGCAUCUCAAGAGCACAAUAGCCGCCCUUCUCAGUCUUCUCAUAGGGGCAGGCAGAAUCGUUUCUGCUUUGAGGGUCACGCCGGAAGGUGUCACGCUCAGUCCGGAUGCGAUACCUUGGCUCAAGAUGGGCGCCGUCAAGGUUGCGUCGGGGUUCUUCAAGCUGGCCAAUACGGCGGGUACCCCAGUUGUGGCGGGGGCGAGUGUCACGGCGGUUGCAGCUGCGAUGUAUUUCAUCCCUUGGGACACCCUUUGGGCAUGGCUAAGGGCCAAGUUCUCGUCGGCCUUGGACAAACUGCGCAGCGCUUUUACGAGAUUAUGCACGAUGAUUCGCGAUUUCUUCUUGAAGAAGAAAUCACGACGUUAG
Pseudomassariella vexata is the source of this 996-nucleotide messenger RNA. RefSeq lists its product as uncharacterized. The record is from RefSeq and is a predicted model, not a curated record. Bases 1 to 996 code for a protein of 331 amino acids. NCBI's taxonomy places the organism in Eukaryota, Fungi, Ascomycota, Sordariomycetes, Amphisphaeriales, Pseudomassariaceae. The transcript is spliced from 2 exons.